AGGAGGAGAGGAGAACACGCCCCUCGGACCCAGAAGUGCAACUUCAUUUAGGAGCUCCCAGGCACAAGGAAACUGCGAGUCUGAACCUGGCUGCAGCUCCCCGGGCGGCUUUGGCUGCCGGGCACCCCGGGCAGAGACCCCGGGUGGCUGCGGUCCAGAUUCCAACCCUGCUCCGCCAGCGGGACCGCCGAACCUGGGAUUCGAGCCGGAGGUGCUAAGCCAUCAACCCUGCUGUGUAUGAAGCUUGUUUGAAGUCAUGUUCAGAAGGAAAGUCAACUAACUCAGGGCUGUGCAGGCACAUAGAAAUGCAAUGGAGGUAGAGUCCAGUACAUACACUGACUUCAUCUCCUGUGACCGGGCUGGCCGGAGGAACGCCGUCCACGACAUCGAGCGGGAUGCAACCACCAUCAGCAUGCGCAAGCUGUCUGAGGACCUCGGUGACCUCGCUGUUGAAGGAGCAGAAAGCCAAGGAAAUGCCAUUUCUUCUGAGAACAACCCUGAAGCAAGACCAAAGAAGCAAGAAAACAGCCCUUCCCCAUGACAGUGUAAUGGGGGUGGGAUGGGUAGGAGGAGGGCCUUGCUGUGAACAUUAAACAAGAAUUUGCUGUUGAAUAAGCAGGGAAAAGCCAACCUGGAACAGCAAGUUGUCUGUCAAAUGCCUCCGCUGCAAACACUUUUGCUUACAGAGCCACAGGAUGCUGUGCAAGGACUGGCACCUCCAAAAGACUCCUGCUCCCAUUCCUGAUGAUUUAGAGCAACACUGCCAUGGUUGUGGUGUGAGCCAUUCUCAAGAUGCCUUAGCUGCAAUUUUUCCCUUAGGGGAAAAUACAAUUUCAGUAAUAAUAGACACAUCUGACUUUCCUCUCCAAGGUACCUUCCUCCUUUGCAAAUUUAGACUAUUAUUUAUUCUGUUUCUGUAGAUUAGAAAUUUAGAUUAUUGUUUUUUUCUAAGUUUCACCCUCAUCCACAUCUGAAACCUGACCUGGUCUCUGGACUGUCCCUGUGGCCCCUUGUCAGGCUGGGCAGUGGGAAAGGGAUCGGGGUGGUCCCACUGCCUUCAUGCCAAGCACACGUGGCUGCUGCCACUUAGCACCAGGAACGGACCAAAGCACAGACACCUCUGUGUGGACCAGCUCCACCAACAGCUCCAGCAGCACCAGCCCACAGGCAUCCAUUUCUUUGGGUUUAAGCAUUUUAAGAGGUUGUUAAGGGGAGGGGAGAAACAUUUUGCUGGUUUGACUGUUGAAAUUCAGGCUUAACUUUGCAAUCUGUUAGCUGAGAUGAUCUCUGCUUAAAUCUCACACCAUUCUCUCUUUUAGGAGACAUGUUUUGUGUUAAAGAUGGUUUGAUAAAACUAUAUAAGCUGUUGGAAUAAAUAACACAGCC
Messenger RNA from Calypte anna (Anna's hummingbird), 1386 nucleotides. It is a transcript of the gene PKIG, whose product is annotated as cAMP-dependent protein kinase inhibitor gamma. Gene Ontology annotation, cellular component: cytoplasm; nucleus. Lineage: Eukaryota; Metazoa; Chordata; Aves; Apodiformes; Trochilidae. Gene Ontology annotation, biological process: negative regulation of cAMP-dependent protein kinase activity. Bases 311 to 541 code for a protein of 76 amino acids. The record is from RefSeq and is a predicted model, not a curated record. Gene Ontology annotation, molecular function: cAMP-dependent protein kinase inhibitor activity. The transcript is spliced from 4 exons.